AAUUAAUUAAAUUAAAUUGUAUAAGUUACAGUAAAAAUAAAUAGUGGAGCUUGCUUCAAAGAUGUUUGRUGGACUUAAUUCUUUACUUGAUUUGAAGGAGUCACAGUCUAUUAAGGGGAAGUUCAUCUUACUCUCAGAUAAUCAAAAUGAUGGAAGUUUUUUAGUCCAUUAUUUCCUAUCUCUUUAUAUCAGAGGUGGUUUCAAUGUCUAUUUCAUUGCUCUCUCACAAUCAAUAGCACAUUACACUAGUGUAGCACAAAAGUUGGGAAGUAAUCUUCCAGCUGCAAUUGAUAAUGGACAAGUAGAAUAUAUCGAUGGACUUAAACUAUUAUCAAACAGUCUUGGCAACAAUGACAAGAUAAGCAAUAAUCCAUUUAGUAACAUAAGAGAUUCAACAUUUUCUCUUCAAAUGUUAUACAACCAAGCUAAGAUGUUUGUUCAAAACUCAAGUGCACCGUGCCUUUUACUAGUAGAUGAUAUGAGUGUCUUGCUCACUCUUGGUGUCUCAGUGCAAAAACUUCUGGACUUUAGUAUUUACUGUACAAAUCUGAUGUGUCAUCAAGAAGACCAGGUUGACAGAUGUUUUGCAUGCCUUGUACAUUGUGAUGAUGAUGUAGAUGAUGAUGAAUCAAUGUUGCUGUGGAAACAGCUUCGUCAUAUUGCUAACAUUGAAUUACAUGUGGAAGGCUUGAGUAGUGGAUAUUGUGUUGAUGUUCAUGGUCAGCUAAGUAUUAMAAAUAAAGAUGACGUCAGGAUGCAGCCCUCAAAGCAUGCUGUAACACAGUUUAAAGUUCAAGAUAGAAUUGUCCAUUUUUUUGCACCAGGAACCUCUAAAGCAGUUUUGUAACCUUUAUUUAUGAAUUUGCAGCAAUAAACACUUCAAAUUGCGAGA
Molecule: messenger RNA, 892 nt
Organism: Exaiptasia diaphana
Lineage: Eukaryota; Metazoa; Cnidaria; Anthozoa; Actiniaria; Aiptasiidae
Product: elongator complex protein 6
Exons: 7
Coding region: 62-847 (261 amino acids)
Biological process (GO): tRNA wobble uridine modification
Cellular component (GO): elongator holoenzyme complex
Source: RefSeq, a predicted model, not a curated record